Messenger RNA from Saprolegnia diclina VS20, 1562 nucleotides. RefSeq lists its product as hypothetical. The record is from RefSeq and is a predicted model, not a curated record. Lineage: Eukaryota; Oomycota; Saprolegniomycetes; Saprolegniales; Saprolegniaceae. The transcript is spliced from 3 exons. Gene Ontology annotation, molecular function: protein binding; glutaminyl-peptide cyclotransferase activity. The coding region runs from base 545 to 1408 and encodes 287 amino acids.
GCGGAAAAGCAAAAGGCCAUCCUAAGCUCAAGCGCCUCGAACUCGCGAUUUGAGCAGCAAUCAAUGUCAUUUUGGAGAUCUACUUUGGGGCGCGUCGGACGGUACAUGACCAGGUAGGAACAAGCACUUCAACCUCGGAAAUGCUUUGCCAGGCUGGAUCAAACAUGUACUCGUGCACGUGCAAUCACGUCUGGACGACGACGUCCAUGAAAGCGCUCGAGGCUUCGGAUUGGCCCUAUGGGUACUUGGUUGUGGACGUCUUGUCGUCUUGGCGGUCGAAUGUGCAAGGUCGCGUCGACAACGUCAUCGGUCUACCAGAGAAUGUGCCUCAUCUCUGCAACUCGCAUUUGGUUGCUCUUGGGCGACUUGCCGGCCCUCAAGACUGCAGUCCACCGCGGCUCAGCAAGGUCGAGCUGGAGCGACUGUCGACAAACCAACGGCUUUUUAUCAAUGGUGGCAAAUCGCGGCGUACGCCGAAUUUAGGCUGGUUAUUUGCGGCACAUCCCGCCCCUUGGCAGAGGCAACGUGGCAUCCAGAUAGCAACAUGCUCUCGGUCGCGUGGCGCUGCCUCGCGCUCGUGUGCCUGCAGGUGCUGGCCCAAGAAGCCUUCGCCGGCUUUGGCGCGAUCCAGGCCGACGCGGCGUCGGUCUUGAGCCACCGCCCGUACGACAUUGUGACGAUCCACCCGCACAACGUGUCGUCGUUCACAGAAGGCCUCCUCUUUGACGGCGGCCACCUUCUCGAGUCCACGGGCCUCAACGGGCAGUCGUUUAUCCGCGAGAUUGAUGCGGUCACGGGCGUGGGCACGGGCAACGAGUUCAAGUUUCCCGACGGCAUCUUUGGCGAGGGCAUCGCCGUCCUCAACGGCACGAUCUACGCGCUCUCGUACCAGGCCAAAGUCGGGUACGCGCUCGACCGAAGCACCUUUGCGCUUCAGCGCGAGUUUGCCUUUGCGACGACGACCGGCGAAGGCUGGGGCAUGACAACGGACGGUGCGCACCUCAUCGUGAGCGACGGGUCGGCGACGCUCCUCUUCUUGGACCCAAACAGCAUGGACGAGGUGCGCCGUGUCGUCGUGACGCAGCACGGCGUCCAAGUGCGUCUCUUAAACGAGCUCGAGUACAUUCACGGCGAGAUCUUUGCGAACGUGUGGUACACCAACCAGAUACUGCGCAUUGACCCGGCGACGGGCCAUGUGCUGCAAGCACUUUUGCUGGACCAGCUGCCGCUGCUAGAGAACCACGCACGGACCAUUCCGGAAGACUGGCGCAAGAUGGACGCUGUCAUGAACGGCAUUGCACACAACCCGCUGAAUAACCACGUGUACGUCACGGGCAAGCUAUGGGACGCAGUCUUUGAGCUCGAUCUAGCGCUACCCAAGGUCGUGCACGGGCGCCGCGUCCAUUAAAUCAAACUAAUAUUGCUUGCGUAAGGAGGACGUCUAGGAGUGACAUUGUGAUCAUGUCAAAUGUGGUACUCCAGUCGACCGAUGCCAAUGUGGGCGGCUCAAGUAGUGUAGUAUUUCUAUUGAGUUGUGGAGGUGCCGCACUGUAUAAAGAUUU